Molecule: messenger RNA, 1472 nt
Organism: Bombyx mandarina (wild silkworm)
Lineage: Eukaryota; Metazoa; Arthropoda; Insecta; Lepidoptera; Bombycidae
Molecular function (GO): nucleic acid binding
Source: RefSeq, a predicted model, not a curated record
UUGUUUGUUGUGUUGAUAUGAAGUUUUUAUCGUUAUACUAACAUAAACCAUAAAUAAAAAUGUCUUCAAACAUGAACUGGGACAUUAAUAAGUACAAGGAAAACCACGAGAGUAAUGAUCAUUGGGAACUACGCAAAGCCUUUAUGGAGAAAUGGAAAGAACAUUACCCUGAAGAAAGACUUGUUUGCCUGGCGAGGGUCUUUGCGAAUAUGGAGUUUUUAGGCUGUAGAUAUCCACAGGAAGUUAUGCAAGAGGUGUCUAAGCUAUCACAAGAGGUAGCGAAAACGUAUCGCCACGAAAAGAAAAGUAAACUACAACGAACAUUUGUGGCAGCAUCGACCAUGGCUGAGGACAGGGUUAAGGGGAUCAAACGGACAGGCGGUAUAGUCGAAAACAGUACACCGGCAAAAGCGUCCAGAAUUAAUUUUGUACCCCAAGGAAGCCGAAUGACUAGUGAUAACAAUAAUUCAAUUGAAAACACAGAAGAAAAUUUAGAACCAAUAGCACAGUCCGAGUGGACUGCAGCUAAAAGUCAAAAGGAAAAAUCGCUUUUAGACGCGAAAGGCUAUAUAAAUGAUAUAAUGAAUAUGGAAAGAUUGGAUUUAAAAUAUUUUCACGAGGAUAUGUUUAAUACUAGUUACGGUAGGCUUGUACUACUAAUAAGACCAUGGGCUGGAAAAAUAUGGAACAUGCAAGCCAGUUGCCAAGCGUGUAAACUACCAUUUGAAUUCAAAUACAAAAACGGUAUCUGCGUGUAUAGUAUUAGAGGUAAAAUAUUGGCCGAAGGGCAGGGCGAGACGAAAGCUGAAGCCAAAAGUGCAGCUGAAGCCUUGGCCUGGACUCGUCUCAGCGAACAAAGUGUGAUAUUAAUCGUGAAAGAGCAGUGGAUAGCACAAGGUGACGCCCGAAUCAGUCUGAGUGACUUCUCAGGACCCGCCAGCAAGGAGGUCAGCUUCGGCACACCGAUCGAAAGCAGUGUGGCUCUCAAGAUGAUGAAGAUGAUGGGCUGGAAGGGCGGCGGGCUCGGUGCGGAGUCGCAGGGCAUCGAGGAGCCAAUCAAACCUAAAAUGCAAAUGGUGAACCGCGCCGGCCUAGGUAGCGACGUCGGCGGCGCGAAGCAGUUCAGGAGGGCGGCCCAGGGGCUGAUGCGGCGGUUCCUCGACUCGGGCUCCUUCGACCUGGACCUAGUGUUCAGCAGUGACUUUACAAAGGAGGAGCGCGCCGCGCUGCACCAGUGUGCCAAGAGCGCCGGCCUCGCCUCCAAGAGCUACGGCGACGUGGACAGAUUCUUGGUCGUGAAAAAGAAGAUAGAGCCGUUUUCAUUAUUCCGUGCUGUACUAGAAAAUGGAGGGAACACUUCGAAAUAUCAAAUCAUAAUACCCGCCACAUUACGCAGCAAUGGAAGAUGAAGUUUUUGUUUUUUUUUGUUGUACUAUUGUUUUACAUAUCUGAUUUUAUAUUUGUAAAUAAAU